UGCGAGGCGCGUGUCUUCCUGGAACUGACAAAUCUCGUGUUGACGAAGAAUAAGAAGCUGCCUUGUGGCCACUGUACUUAGUGGUGGAAGAGGAAGAGAAAACCCUGAGUAUAGGCAUCCCUGUAAUUCACGGACCCAACAACUAGGUUCGAAGGUCGCUGCGCGGGGUGAGUAAAAAAUCCGUGCAGCAUCCCUACGAAGCUUCGAACUCAAAGACAGGACUGUGCGGCAGAUAAUUAAGGGAGCACCGUCAUCCCGGAUUACGGCAUCAACAUUAGGAAAGGUGCCUGCCACUACAAGACCUUUCUCAGCGGGUAUAACAGGUGAUGUUCGCAAGGUGUCGCCGGUGAAAAUAUUCCAAGAGGAAGGGGACUAGAAAAAACAAGUAUGGAGAAUCGCACUUUAGUGACUAAGAAUCAGAUGUGUGAGCCCAGCGGGGCUGAGGCCGCAGGAUUGCCAAGCCACUUACGUAUCGAGGAACAACAGAGGAAACUAGUUGUGAAGGCACCAAAACGAAAAAUGGCGAAUCAAAGUCGAAGCAUGACAAAUACCGUUCUACAAAGCCCAAAGAAAGGUUCAUCUGGACCGAGACUGCCCCCAGAAGAAACAAAUCCAGUGAAUGAGAACCUCACAGAAAAGCGGCAAAUAACAGUAGUUGUUGAAACUGUGAAGCAGAACAGCGAAGAUAGAUCUUCUUCUGAUGAUGAUAAGGUAGUCUUAAGAACCACUCGAAGCACUAGUAGGAGACACCAGAAAGCUAAAUGUAACGAGGCCACAGAUGCAGGAAAGGCUGACUUGCAGGUUACCAGGAGAACCGAAAAAGGGAGCGCAAAAGUUCCACUUUACCAGCAGCAGAACAAAACCGACGUGCAUGACACUCAACGUGCGUCUCUCCCUGUUGCACGGAGCAAAUCGCAAAAGACAGGUAAGGAGAACCUGGACAAGGAUUCGGUUACUUUGGGUAGCAUGGAGGUAGUUUUGCAUGCAGCACAUGUCGAAGAGGACAGCUCUGCAUCUAACAUGCGACGUAAACCAAAGACGCAACUGGCAGAGGAAGAUGGUUCUCCUGGUCCUAGCGGUAACGUCACACGGAAAGGCACUCUUGUCCUUACCGUAGAUUCCCAGCACGAAGGAACCGAGUGCGCAACACAAAGAAUUACGCGCACUCGUGCAACAAAAGCACAGUCGCACAGAGCCGCCAAUGAAAACAACGAUGCACCGUUGCAGAAGUGUGGGACUCAGCAAAGCCAAGGAGGACAUGGAAGAAAUAUGAAAACAGCAAAAGCUAACAACAAAGAAGUCAUAGCACAAAAAAUGCAACCAAGUGCAAAAGGCAAACAGACGCAAUCGACCUUUAGCGAGGAGGAUAAAGGUGAAGACCCUGCUGUAAGUUAUGCCAUUACAGCUGGUAAAGGGACACUGAAGAGCAAAAUGAAAGCACGCAAAGCAGCUAAAGCACUGGCAAGUGCUACGACGGAUGACUGUUUCUCAGUGGGUAAUGCUCUCCAAAAGUCGAAGAAACCAGUUCCUGCUAUUCGUAUUAUCCCUGCCGCCGAAAUCAACGCGGAAUCAAACCUGUCUAAUAUGCACACUCCGAGCGUGAGUUCCCUGAUGAAAUCUACACCACAUACUACUGUGCAGAGCACGAGCAGCAUUUCUUCAUCAGAUCUGGCCGAGGCGGGUAGGCUGAUGUUUCGGAUGGAAGUAGAGAGCAGAAAACGAAAAGGACCGAUUUGUACAUCAAUUCCAUUCGUACCAACAAAGAAGGACAGACUACACAGCUUUUUCGGCUUACUCAACGAUGCUGAGCAAAAGACGCGUUUGCUCGAAGAAAAAAAGAACUUUGAAGAUUCUGAUCCAGAGCCGGACUAUUUCAGUGAUGCUGAUGCGUGAUGAGAGGUGUGGGAGUGGAUGAGACUACUGAAACGUUAUGGCAUAUAUGCGACGCUGCUGCACCUUGUAGCCAAGUCCUCUGAAGAUAUGGUGGGCACUUCCAAGAAUGCUGUCUUUUGGGUCCGUGUAGAUAAAAUUUUGCUUUCUGAAUGUAU
This is a messenger RNA of Ornithodoros turicata, 2048 nucleotides long. RefSeq lists its product as uncharacterized. Bases 388 to 1893 code for a protein of 501 amino acids. Lineage: Eukaryota; Metazoa; Arthropoda; Arachnida; Ixodida; Argasidae. The transcript has 2 exons. The record is from RefSeq and is a predicted model, not a curated record.